CUUACUACUACAAGACUAUGAUAUCGAGGCUUCGAAUCUGUCAAGUACUGAUCCUAUUCAUAUUAUACACUUAUUUGUAUAUUCUAUCUAGGUUGCCGACUGCACGUGGACUGAAAUACGGUCGAAGUCCUUGCGAAGUUCUCCGGCGGCACGUUACAUUAGCCAGGUACUGGGAUGAGACCGUCAGUCCCGGGUUUCGAAAGAGCUGGCGCGAACGAGCAUUUUAUUGGCAUGUUUCAUAUUUGACCCAUACCGUACCGUCAAACAUUUCGAAUGCAUUGUACGACAUAUGGUACGGUACGGGUAGUACCCGUAAGUUCACCGUAAAUUGUACGGUAUAUACGGUCACGGUGACUAGUACUUCCUACCAACGACAAAUUCUUCGAAUUCGGGUCACGCUGCCUCACGCAUGCUCGUUUCCUUCCAGCUCCGUCUUCCCACUUGUUUACUUAUUCUACUCUUCCGUCUUCGUCUGAUUCACCAAGCUCGAGUCUAAUGGCCUCGAUUUACUCAGUGGAUGGCUAUUUUAAUAUGGAAAUGUCUG
Molecule: messenger RNA, 544 nt
Organism: Suillus discolor
Lineage: Eukaryota; Fungi; Basidiomycota; Agaricomycetes; Boletales; Suillaceae
Exons: 2
Coding region: 18-476 (152 amino acids)
Source: RefSeq, a predicted model, not a curated record